GUGUUACCGGCGAAGUCCUGGCAGAGCUGAACAUCUCUGCAGGGGAGAGACUGCAGGACGUUGCAGAACAGCAGCUUGCAUCCUUGACGCCCUUCCAGCUCCUUCACAGAGGCGUCAGAUGCGCCUGGCGGACUGCCGAGAACCUCGGCCUUCGAGGAGGAUGCGAGGUGCAGCUGGUGCGACUUCCACAGCUCAAGGUCUUCCGGCGCUUGAGCCAGAGCCGGAAGCUGGCGAGCCACGGCUACGAUCGAGGCUUUGGCGCUGUUUCGAGCCAGGAUCCGGAAGCUUUCUAUCUUUGCAACCGCUCGGGUGGCCGGGAUUUCUGGGACAAAGACAUGCCUGGCAAUGGUAUGGUGUUGGCUGAUCUCAUGGCCUGGUCAGCUUUCCAUUCGCUCGAGAGCUGUGGAGAGCUGGAUCCGCUGCUGCACUUGAAACGAUACUCUGUUCCACCUGGCUCUUCAGUACAGUGCUUACAUCCUCUAGCCCUGGGAUGCGAUGGGACACUUUACUUGUCUGGACGGAAUGGCAACAAGCAUUCCAUUUGCUCCUUGGCACGGGGAGAACUGCAUGUCGCCCACGAAUCCGCCUCUCUUGCUGUAGCAGAUGCCAUCUAUCAUGGCAGCAGUCUCUUCGUCUUGGGCGAAGAGGGAGAGGACCCUUGCAUGCUGCAGUUCGAGAUCUCUGAAGGUCGCCUUGCUCUCGAACGGAUGAAGAUCCUUGAGCUGCCGAUGGCACGGGACGACCUCAUACGAUUCAACACAUACUGGAACAGAAACACGAAAAGGUUCCUGGCUGCAGACGGCACCGGUGAGGCUUUGUGGAUAAAGACAGAAGCCGGCAUCUUCGUGGUAUCAAUUGGCAGCCUUGAAGCUCAUGUUUGCUUCCUCUGGCAUGAAUUUACUGCAGCGUUGCCCCUGCUCGAAGAUGUCGUCGUGUCGCGUGACGGCGUAGUCUUGGAUCCGCGAACCCGGGAGCUGUACAUCAUCAUUGACUACACCCUGCAAAUCCAUGAUACUGAUCCUGAUGAAAGUGAUGCCAGCAGCAACGAUAGUAUUCUCACUUGCGAGGUGCUUUGUCUGACUCCGGUUCCUAGCCGCUCGGAAAAGGCUUGGGAGGUCUCCUUCCCGAACCUGCAGGGCAGCUCCGUUUGUUGGGCUCCCUUCGCUUUGGACGGCUUGGGUACACCAUACUGUGUCCUAUGUGCACGCUGGGUCGGCCCUGGGCGAAUCAUGGUGGUAGAUGUUGCAGGUUCGCUGUGGAGCAUGGAUGUCUGA
Messenger RNA from Symbiodinium sp. CCMP2456, 1274 nucleotides. NCBI's taxonomy places the organism in Eukaryota, Dinophyceae, Suessiales, Symbiodiniaceae. The record is from the annotation of a GenBank genome assembly.